Messenger RNA from Caenorhabditis angaria, 3043 nucleotides. The record is from the annotation of a GenBank genome assembly. NCBI's taxonomy places the organism in Eukaryota, Metazoa, Nematoda, Chromadorea, Rhabditida, Rhabditidae.
AUGCGAAAGCUGCUUUUUGCUCUACUCUCAUUCCUGCUCAUCAAAUUGAGCCACGAAGUUCACGACGAAAGUUUUGUCAAAUUUUGCACAAAUGUCAGAGGUUCUUAUAUGAAAAGCACAUCCGAAUGGGAUUCUGGUGAUGAAUGCAAAGUAAUUUGGCCGAUUCCAAGUUCAUCGAAUUCCGAAGCCAAAAGAUAUUGUAAAAAUUGGGGAGCUUAUCCGGUGAAACAUUCGAGAAAAAGUGAUAAUGGACAAACUGAAUGUGUUUAUGAAAAUGUAUUGGAAUGUCGAAAUGAUUAUACAUUGAUUAAUGGAGAAUGUUAUCGAUUUGUUGAACAAAAUAAAUUUGUGAAUUAUAAGGAUGCGGUGAAAUUGUGUGAAAAAGAGAAAUUUAAGACGAAGGAUUUGAAACCGAUUACUUAUAAACCAAAAGUUAUUCGAUUUUUUGAUAAGAGUUUGAUCAGAUGGUUCAAAGGUAAAUAAGCACGAGUGUAUUUCCCUCUGCGUCUCUGACUUCUCUAUGAUCUCUAGCUUCUCUACCUCUCUAACCACCCCCUCCAAUUUCCAGCCUACUUCACCAAUCUCCGCUCAAUCUUCGUCCUCCAAGAUGCCCAACUCUCCCAAAUCAUCUCAAAAGACCUUGGCGGCUCAAACUUUGCAAUAGUCUACGGAAUGUCUGUCCACUACAAAUCCCCGCCAAAUUCCCUCGUAAAACUUCCGAAAAAUGCGCAAGCUCAAGUAAUGUGCUCCUACAAACCAGUCAAUACUGUUUUGAGUUUUGGAUACAAGGCAAAAAUGAUUGCACCAUAUUAUUAUCCGAUUGGAACCAAAGGAAUUGUCACCGCUUGGCGAACUUCGAGUCAUUCGAGCUAUUUGAAAUCGACUGUUCCUGAAGCCAAGAUUUGUGAAGCCUCUUUGAAGGCUAUUGUUGGAGAUACCAAGGCUGAAGCUUUUGAUCCAAGAGAAGAGAAUACUAAACCAUUUUCUGCUGAUUUCCGCAAUGGAUUUGUGAUCUCACGAGCUGCUGUGAUUCGUUGCUGUUAUUCAAAAGACGGUAAUAAUUAUAAAAUUGCUGGACAAGUUUUUCGCGGAAAAUGUAAAAGUCAUGAUUAUGUUAUUCAACACGUUGUCGAUAGGGAAGAUUCACAGGUUUAUUUUUGAUUUGCGGAAUUUUCCGCGCGUGUCUUUCCGCGCCUCUCACAAAUCUUUUGUUUUCAGCACAAUUGCGCUGAACUGCCCAGUGUCGAUGAGAACUACUACAAGAUCAACACUCUACCACACGAUUUCAACAAAAAUGUGGAGACGACGAUUUUGUUCACCGCCGGCAAUGUGUAGGUUUUUGUCCGCGCGAUGCGCUCCGGAAUCUUCCGCGCAAGCGGUUCGAGUGUAUUUCCCUCUAGCUGUCAAGACCAUACCUGUAUUUUUUGCAGCGACGGAAAAUACGACAUAGUCUCGCGUCAAGUUGCCGUCGAAGCCCCGCUCUUCUGCAGUCUCUACAUUCCGCAACCCGACCGCGCCACCGAAAAAGACUGUCCAACCGGUUACACUGGAAUCACACGAACCGGCACUCUGCAAACCGUCUGUCAUCGUUGGAUUAAUACAUGGAACACGUAUGAAGAAGCCAUCGAAUAUUGUAAGAAACACGGGGGUGGCGAAUUGUCGACGUUUACCGAUCAACGAGAAUUGGAUUUGAUCAAUAGAUUGAAUCAGGUGAACAAUAAUUUUUGGAUUGGAUUGGCGAUCAAGAAAGAGUGUGACCGUGUUGAUGAGAAUCGUGAUGGGCAAUGUUCGAAGAGAAAUGUAAGAUAGCAUUAGAAGAGACGCAGAGAGGAUCGAUAGCUAGAGAUCAUAGGAUUUAAAUAGACACAGAGGGAAAUACACUCGCUACGCUCGAGCCGCUCACGCGGAAGAUUCCGGGGCGCUUCGCGCAAGCUUGCAGUAGAACAAAAUCGAAAUUUGUACUGCAAGCUUGCGCGAAGCGCCCCGGAAUCUUCCGCGUGAGCGGCUCGAGCGUAGCGAGUGUAUUUCCCUCUGCGUCUCUGCCUUCCCUAUGUUCUCUAGCUGUCUAGUUUCUCUGCGUAUCUUGAAAGCUCUCUCUCUCUCUCUCUCUAAUCAUACCCUUCGACAGCUCUGGAAAUUCACUGGCAGCAUCACUCGAGACACCAAAAUAGCUCGUGAUUUUGUCGGAACACGAUGGUCAAACGGUGAGCCGAAUAAUUGGAGAAAUAGCCAAGAAGCGUGUAUCGAACUGCAAACCAAUGGACUUAUGAAUGAUCAAUCGUGUUCAUCGAAACGACUAACAAGUUGUAUGGUUGCGCCGAAAAAGGAGAAGGCGACUGAGGCGGAUUGUGAGCCGGGAUGGCAUCCGUAUACUCGAAAAUUGAGCAAUGGCGAGACUGUUGUUAUGUGCCAUUUUAUGAGUAAUAUUUGGGUGAGUUUGAGCGGAGCGAGCCGCAAGCUUCCGCGCAGCGGCACUGUCUUCCGCUUUAGCGGCCACGCGGAGGCUUGUUGUUCCUUCGAGCGGAGCGAGUGUAAACCGCAAGCUUCCGCGCAGCGGCACUAUCUUCCGCUACGCGGAGGCUUGUUGUUCCUUCGCUCUAAUUCUGCCAUUUUUCAGGGAAAUUAUUGGAAGGUUGAAAAAGGAUGUAAAGAAGAGUUUGAUGGUGCGAUAUUAUCAACAUUUACCACUGAAAAAGAAUAUCAACUUCUACAAAAGUUGAUCAAUAAUAGACAUGAUCAAUGGUCGGGUUAUCAAUUCUUCAUUGGCUAUUAUAAAACACCCGAAUGUCAUUGGGCUAAUGUUCGACGUUCCAACCAAAAUGGAUGCACUUUGGAGAAUUGUUUUUAUGAUUAUGAGCCGGGCACUGAAAUCACGCCAGCAGUUCGUAAAUUGGUUGCGUCGAAAUUCAAACUCACUGAACCGGAUGGUUCUGGACAGGCAUUGAGUGUGUAUAGAGGUGUGAUUUGGGAUGAGUUUUCGGCGGGAAAGACGGAGAAACAAGAGGGAUAUGCGAUGUGUAUGAAGAAGGCGCAGAAAAAAUAG